Molecule: messenger RNA, 4707 nt
Organism: Belonocnema kinseyi
Lineage: Eukaryota; Metazoa; Arthropoda; Insecta; Hymenoptera; Cynipidae
Gene: Edem2
Product: ER degradation-enhancing alpha-mannosidase-like protein 3
Exons: 15
Coding region: 781-4245 (1154 amino acids)
Biological process (GO): mannose trimming involved in glycoprotein ERAD pathway; endoplasmic reticulum mannose trimming; carbohydrate metabolic process
Cellular component (GO): membrane; endoplasmic reticulum
Molecular function (GO): mannosyl-oligosaccharide 1,2-alpha-mannosidase activity; calcium ion binding
Source: RefSeq, a predicted model, not a curated record
UUAGGUUGUGACAGAUGACACAACUCCGAAGGUCCCUGAAACGUCAGAAUUUUUUGGAACAAAUUUCUUGAAAAAAAAUGGGGUAAAACGUGUUUUCGCGAGUGAAUCUCGACCUUGAUUAAAAUAACACCCGUGAGUGUAAAAAUGACUCGCAAAUGAAACGCCGGAAAGAUUUUAACACCUUCGGAGUAGAAGAUCGUUCAUCUGUCAAUGGCCACAUCAUCUGGCCUUGAUGAAAAUAUUUAAUCAGCCUUAUCAAACCACGUAUUUAUCUUCAUCCACAAACGACAUCAUCCACCUGCCAAACGUCAUCAAUCUAACUCCAAUUCUUCAAAAAGUGCUCCAAAUUUCAUCGUCUCGAGAAACCUAACCUCAAAACCUUGUGCGUCUCUUUUUAAAAUUUCGAUGAAUUUUUUCCAGUUGUGACUGCAAAGUAGGCCAAACCGAUCCUCAAAUCGAGGGGAAAACGUGUUUCAUCGUUAACAAGUGAAAAAUUGUUAUUUAUAAUUAAAGGAAGUGCGUAGCGAAAUUUUCAUUCCUAGCAUAUGCUUUGGUUCGGAGGAUUUUUGGGCAAUUGCCGAAGUGUUUUUUUUUUUAAAUGCAGUGCUGGGAAUAAGUUUUGAAAUGCUAAAGUGCCAAUAAAUAGUGAUAAAAAUGCGACACACGUUUAGAGAUAUGGAAAUUUACUGCCUUCGAUGAUAAGUGAAAGAAUUUUAGUGGUAGGAUGUGUUUUUUUGAGUGCUUGAUUUCUUGACAAACAGGCUGACGAAUUUGAGAAAAAUGACGAGUCUGGUGAUAAUUUUUGGAGCUAUGCUCCUUUUUGGAUGCAACUUUCAUUUUAUGGAUGCAGAAGAAGAAAAUAUUGAGUUUAUGGGUAGAGAAGAAAGGGAGGCUUUAAAGGAAGAAGCUCGUGAUAUGUUCUACCAUGCCUAUAACGCAUAUAUGGAUAACGCCUAUCCAGCAGACGAAUUGAUGCCAUUGAGUUGUAAGGGAAGAUACAGGGGUACCGAAGCAAAUAGAGGAGAUAUUGAUGCCACUCUUGGGAAUUUUUCGUUGACUCUCGUCGAUACUUUGGACACGCUCGUUGUACUGGGAGAUUUCGAGGAAUUUGAAAAUGCAGUGAGGCUAGUCAUCCGAGAUGUAACUUUUGAUACAGAUGUUAUAGUCUCCCUUUUCGAAACCAACAUCAGAAUGCUUGGGGGUCUUCUAAGUGGCCAUAUUUUAGCGGAAUAUUUGCAGCAGAGGGCUGAAAUUAUGCCAUGGUACCGAGGCGAACUUUUAGACUUAGCCAAAGAUUUAGGAUACCGUUUCUUGCCCGCAUUUAAUACGACUACAGGAAUUCCAUAUGGGCGGAUUAAUUUGAGGCAUGGAAUGAAAGGAGUACCUUUAGAAGUAUCUCGAGAAACUUGCACAGCCUGUGCUGGGAGCAUGAUUCUAGAAAUGGCUGCUCUUUCAAGACUGACAGGAGAGUUAAUUUUCGAGGAAAAAGCGCAGAAAGCCAUGGACGUUUUGUGGCGAAUGCGACAUCGAGGAACCGAUUUGAUGGGUUCGGUUCUGAAUGUCCAUUCCGGGGAUUGGGUGCGCCGAGAUUCCGGAGUUGGGGCCGGAAUUGAUUCCUACUACGAAUAUUGUUUAAAGGCAUAUAUAUUAUUAGGGGAUGAGAAAUAUUUGGGGCGAUUUAAUAGGCAUUAUGAAGCUGUGAUGAAGUAUGUUAGCCAAGGGCCAAUGUUGCUCGACGUUCACAUGCACAGACCGAACACCAAUGCGAAAAAUUUCAUGGAUGCUCUUCUGGCUUUUUGGCCAGGGCUUCAGGUGCUGAAGGGUGAUAUUAAACCGGCAGUGGAAACUCACGAGAUGCUCUAUCAAGUUAUGCAGAGACACAAUUUUAUUCCAGAAGCAUUCACAACAGACUUUCAGGUUCACUGGGGCCAUCAUCCCUUGAGGCCGGAAUUCCUGGAGUCGACCUAUUUCCUAUAUAAAGCGACCGGUGAUCAUUAUUAUUUAGGAGUCGGUAGAAAAGUUCUGAAGAGUCUGCAGACUUAUGCGAGAGUGCCUUGUGGUUAUGCGGCCGUUUCAGACGUCCGGACUAAUAAACACGACGACACGAUGGACAGUUUUGUUCUCUCGGAAACUUUGAAAUAUCUUUUUUUGUUAUUCGCCGAGCCCAGCGAACUUAUUCUCGAUUUGGACGAGUUUAUUUUCACCACCGAGGGCCAUUUACUGCCGCUCAGUUUGGCCUCUGUCCGGACAAAUGCAUCGGUCCAGGAUUUCGAAAGAGAGGUCGUACAAGUUGACGAUUCGGAUAGAACUUGUCCGAAUAGUCUGCAUUUAUUCCCUGCAUCAGUGAGACAACCUUUACGAAAUAUGGUUGAAGAUGUCUGCCCUAGACGAAAUUUCAAACGAAGAUUAAGCGCCUCACAAUUCCAGGCGAACAAUCUUGAGCAUUUGAAAAUGCUGGGCGACAUGGGAAUUACAAUUUUGACUCUGCAAGAUGGUCGUGUUCAAUUUCUUCACACUUUUUCGAAUGCUAAAAGUACACACGACGCCGAGGAGGGACUACUUUUUAUGCAGGAAAUGAUUGAACUGAGUAAAAUGCAGUCGCAACAAUCGGAAACGAAACCACAGUCGGUUGUUUUUACAAAACCGGGAAGCGAUCCGCCCCAGGAAGUGACACUUUUGGCCGGACCGGCACAUUUCUCGCCAGAGUUGAGAGGAUCGAAUAAAAUUUCGGGAAAAGUCAUUUUUGCAAAUCCACUCUCGGGUUGUUCCGAUUUUAUCAAUGAAGAGAAAUUGAGGGGGAAAAUUGUCAUUGUUAAUCGGGGCAGUUGCAUGUUUAUUGAAAAGGCACGAAAAAUACAAAAAGCUGAAGCUUUGGCAGGAAUUGUUUUGGAUAAUGUUCCGGGUUCAAGUGCCGUCAAUUCACCGAUGUUUGCAAUGUCCGGCGACGGAAAAGAAGUCGAUGAUGUGAAAAUUCCCUUUGUUUUUCUAUUCAGCAUCGAAGCUAAUGAACUUCUUCAAGCGAUUCGCUCCAACGGAUUGCUCACAGUCACCAUAAGUGACUUUGCACAGAAGGACGAGAUCCACCUGAAAGCACCAACCGACCAAUCAAUGUUCGAGAGAUUAAAAGGCUCCCUCAAUGAAUUCCUGAGUCGGCAAAUAAUGCCCCAGAAUGUCCUGUCAAGAAGUCCGCCGGUUGACGAGAAUCUGGACCUCCUCGACGUGGAGACUCCCCUCGGCGAGUUUGGCCACCUGCAAGCAAUUCUCGCAAAAGGUACGCCCCAGAGCGAAAUCCGGAUCACAGCGAAACCCGGGGUGCCUUUCACCCCGACAAAAAUCUCCGAGAGCAAGUCUUUUCUGGAGAGACAGUGGAAAAACUUGAAGCAGCUCUUCGUGAACGAAAUCUACGCCCCGGGUCGACAAAGCAGCGGCGUUCAGGUGAAAGUCACCUUCCUCAAGAGCCAAUUCGAGACGAUGAUGCUCGAGCGUGGAAUGAAAAUUGAGGCCAUCAACAAUUCGAGUCUGCUCGUGAAAGUUCUCUGGUUUCUGAAGGAGCUGAGCGAGCUCACGCCCGAGAAAACGGCGACAAUCGACGAACUGAUGGGACUCAGUGCGGCCAAACUCUUCUCCCUCAAGUCCGCCAACAAUCAUUUCAAGCACCAACUCGAGAAGUUGAGGUCGAAGAAGGAGGAAAUGGACCGACUCUUUCGAUCCCUCGAGGCCGGAAGUCUCCAGGUGAGGGACGACUCUUUGUUCAAGAAACUGAUGCAGGAUGUCGUGAAGGGCAAUGAGAAAGCGGUGAAUCAGCACUUUGAACUGCUCGAUCGGAUCUUUAAAUUCGACUCGAAGGAGAAGUCGUCGGACGAGAAGGAAGAGUGUAAAACGGAAACGCAGAAUUUGUCGGAUUUCGAGCAGAUGGUUUUCUCGGAAAUAGAGAAGGCGGUCCAUCCGGGGAAGGAGGUUCAGGAGAAAGAGUUGACGGAGAAUUCGAAGGCACUGGAGAAAGUUCUCGAGCUUUUGAAGGAUUUCGAGAAAGAGAAUUCGAGAAAGAGGAGGGAAAGUGAGGAGGAAGGGACGAAGGAGACUACUCUGGAUUUGGAGGAUUUGAAAAAGCCGGUUUGGGCCGUCUGGGAAGCGGAAGAUUCGGAAAAUACCCCGAAAUCGGAAAAUUCGAAUGGUGCUUUCGAGGCCGAAUUUGAAUAUCAGGAGGAAUUUGAGAGAAAGGAAAGACAUAUCGACGAAUUAUAACGUUAAAUUAACACUAAAUUUGAACAAAACAGAGUCUUUCGAUUUCAUUUUUUUUUUUGCGGAUGUACAGAUUUGUAAAUAAUUUUAGGAGAGUUUGUACAUAUUUGAGCUCUUGAAGAGUCGUUAAUUAUUAGUUUUAAUUAAGUAACUAAUUAAUUGAUUAAUUAAUACUCUUUUCUUUUUUCCAAAGGGUUUUGUAAUUUAAAUUGAUCUUUACUAAUUGAGAAGCGAGGAAAAACUAUUUUUUGUGGAUAUUUUCUUCUUCAGAGAAGUGAUGAACAUUCCAAAGUUUUUUUUUUUUUCUAGGCAAAAAAAAAACAAAGAGAAAAAUUUCUAAAUUGAAUCAAAGCAAUAUUGUAAAUAUGAAGAAUGUACAUCGAAACUUUUGUCUGGUUGUUUUGUAAAUGUGGAGAUAUAUGUACGAAAAUAAUAUGUGCUCUCGAAGAAAAAAAAAAAGAAAAA